AGUCUAUCAUUGCAACAGUAAGAGAUUCCAACCUGAAGCUAACGUUGGCCUUUGGGAUCGGCAUGCAUCACGCAGGCCUGCAUGAGAGAGACAGAAAGACUGUGGAAGAGCUGUUUGUCAACUGUAAGAUCCAGGUUUUGAUUGCCACCAGUACUCUGGCAUGGGGCGUGAACUUCCCGGCUCACUUGGUGGUCGUUAAGGGAACUGAAUACUAUGAUGGCAAAUCCAGGCGCUACGUGGACUACCCCAUUACAGAUGUUCUGCAGAUGAUGGGGCGAGCAGGUCGGCCUCAGUUUGAUGACCAGGGCAAAGCGGUUAUCCUCGUUCAUGACAUCAAAAAGGAUUUCUACAAGAAGUUCCUCUAUGAGCCUUUCCCUGUUGAGUCCAGCCUCCUCACUGUGCUGUCCGACCAUCUGAAUGCUGAGAUUUCUGCAGGAACCAUCUCGUCCAAACAGGAUGCAAUGGACUACAUCACCUGGACGUACUUCUUCAGGCGGCUGGUGAUGAAUCCCAGUUAUUACAGCCUAGAAGACAUCAGCCACGAGUCCAUUAACAAAUACCUGUCCAACCUGGUGGAGAGAAGCCUGCGGGACCUGGAGUGCUCCUACUGCAUAGAGAUAAAAGAGGAUGAUCAGACCAUUGAGCCACUGACUUAUGGUCGCAUCUCCUCCUAUUACUACUUGAAGCAUCAGACCAUCCGCACGUUUAAAGAGCGACUGAGGGCGGAGCUGCCCAUCCAUGAGCUGCUCUCCGUUCUGUCGGAUGCAGAGGAGUAUGCCGAGCUGCCCGUCAGACACAAUGAGGACCAGCUGAACAGCCAGCUGGCUCAGCAGCUCCCCCUGCAGGUUAACCCCCACUCCUAUGACAGCGCCCACACCAAGACCCACCUGCUGCUGCAGGCCCACUUCAGCCACGCCCAGCUGCCAUGCAGCGACUACAACACCGAUACCAAGACCGUAUUGGACAACUCCAUUCGAAUUUGCCAGGCCAUGCUGGAUGUUGCUGCCAAUGAAGGCUGGCUCGUUACGGCCAUCAGUAUCUGCAACCUGGUGCAAAUGAUCGUCCAGGGCCGCUGGCUGCACGACUCCUCAUUACUGACGCUGCCCCAUAUAGAACAACAAGACCUCUAUCUUUUCAGAAAAUGGGCAAAUAAGAAGGAGAGGCCAAUCGAAGGACUCCCUGAGCUGAUUGCUGCCUGCAAUGGAAAGGAAGGUGUUUUCGCUGCUAUUGUUGGGCAAGAGUUUCAAUCAAGUCAGAUUGCACAGGCAUGGUCCUUCCUGAGUCAUCUCCCGGUGCUGGAGGUUGAGAUGAGUGUGAAGGGCUGGUGGGAGGAGAGCCAGGAGGAGACAGAGCGGCCCCUUCCUGCAGCAGGGGCCAACCCGAAGGCGGAGAGCCGCUGGCUGGAUGUCCACGCUGACCAGGAGUACGUCCUGCAGGUGUCACUGAGACGCAUCAACCUGGGCCAGCAGAGGAGGAAGCAGGACAGUAAGGCCCAAGCACCGAGGUUCCCCAAGGCCAAGGAUGAAGGCUGGUUCCUGGUCUUGGGAGAGGUGGAUCGCAGGGAGCUGCUGGCCGUCAAACGAGUCGCAUAUGUGCGCCACCGCACCGCUGUGUCCGUGGCCUUCUUCACACCGGAGAAGACUGGGAAGUGCAUCUACACACUGUACCUGAUGAGUGACAGCUAUUUGGGUCUGGACCAGCAGUACGACAUCCACCUGAAUGUAACACCCGCCAGCAUCUCUGCUCAGGUCAACUCCGAGGUGUCCGACUCAGUGACCCAGCUGUCCCUCAAGGGGAAGACUGACCGAAAAAGUCGAUGAUCAUCAGAUGAGUGGGAUGAAUCUAAAACAAUAGUGAUUGUAUUAAAUGAUUUCUUCCUGGCAUUCUCAAACUGUUUUCAGUGUCACUGGUUUGUGAUGAUCGGUGCAGUCCACUGACUGCUUUACUUGGCUCCACCCACUUUGUAUCUCUUAUCUAUUUCUCCUUAAUAUCUCUAAUAUGGACUACAUUUACAUGCACUAUUCUGGUUUUGGCCCGUAUUCCAAAAAAGAAAAUAUUCCAACUAAGCUGUUCACAUGGCUUAUUAAAAUGAAUAUUGCCCUAAUAUUCCUUUUUAUAUGCACCCGUGCAAAACGGACGCAUGUCCAAAAACCUGUUCAUAUCCAGGUCUUUCAUAAUGUUUAAAAGUAGCUGUUUCUCCUUCCAAACAGAUAUGUUUUUUUUCUUUUGGCCAUGCACAGCUACCACAGCCCUGCAAACUGUUGUCGGGUUGGUUUGUUUACAGGAACCAUAGCAACGCACAGAGCUCACCGUAAGCCAUGAACAGACAAGAGGCCAUAAUGCGACGCACGCAUGUUCCGAAUGCGCUGUAUUCAUGUCCAAAGAUAGCUUCUAAACCCUAAAUCAUUUUGGAAUACCCCUAGUCUUAAUCACAAAAUGCUGUAUUAAAAAAAAGGCCUUCUUCUGAAUAUCUUAAUGGAAUAUGCUGUUUACAUGACCUGUAUCAAUUUAUGAAUAUUAUCAUAUUUGGAAAAAUAGUGGAAUAUUAGGGUGCAUGUAAAAGUAGUCAGUAGCAGUGACCUUCACUUCUUAGUUAAAACAUCUGUAUUGUGACUGCAUUGCAUUCUGGUCAUUUGAAGCUGCUGUUAGUGCAGGAAAACACUUUGUGUCUCUUCUGCUUCUUUCUGAUGAUUUAAUAUCAGUAUGUGAAAUGGGUAAUCUAGAAGAAUAUCUAGUGAUUAUUUCAAAGAGAAAAGUUUUUGUUCACUACAUUUUUUUUUUCAAUCCUAUGUUUUGUGUCCAAGUGACUGAUGGGAACAACAAUCUUUGACAUUGGUCUAUUAUUAAGCAAGAUCGCUGCAGUCGGCAGCCGUGAAACAAGCUGCAGUGUAAGUUAAUGGGGGGCAAUGUUGCAGCUUAUAUUUACCUUUACAAAAAUACUUGUUGUCAGACAACAUUAUGGAAAGGACUUCUAAGGAGGUCGACCUUUUUGUUGAAGAGUAAGAUCCUUUUUUUUUUACAUACAAAACCCACCAGACUCCAUGUAAAUAAACAGUAAUUUUAGCAUCGUAAAAUACACUUCAUUUAAAGUCGACCGAAACAAAAAACUAUUAAAAACCGUAUUGGGUUGUCUUUUCGCUUUUCCAACCAUCAUAACUCUAGUUUUGGUUUAAAUAAACACAUAGUUUACCAAUUAACAUGUGAAAAUAUGUUAGCUCUAAACAUGCUAAAAGUAUUGCUUUUUUAAAUGGAGUCUGGUGGGUUUAGCGCUAGCGACUUGAGAGCUAUAUCUGGUUAAACAGAAAGGUCUUUAAGAUGUUUUAAAGGUCUAUCUCUGUAGAAAUCCUUUCCAUAAUGUUGUCAGACACUGUCAGCAGCAAAACGAGCACUUUUGUGAAGGUACAGUAAAUACAAACUGGACAAUUGCCCAUUAACUUACAUCGUAGCUUGUUUUGCGGCUGCUAAGUGUAGCAAUCUCACUUAAUACUGGACCAAUGUCAAAGACUGUUGUUCCCAUCAGUCACUUAGACACAAAAUAUAGGAAAAUAAGGUCCAGGUUGAAAAAAAUCUGUAGUUACCCUUUAAGAUAUUUUUAUGUUUACCUUGAUUGAACAAGGCUGUCACAUUCCACAUGUGGCUGUGGAAUAAAGCUUUCUUUUUUGCAAAAGUU
Etheostoma spectabile (orangethroat darter) is the source of this 3670-nucleotide messenger RNA. RefSeq names its product activating signal cointegrator 1 complex subunit 3. The coding region runs from base 63 to 1820 and encodes 585 amino acids. Gene Ontology annotation, molecular function: RNA binding; 3'-5' DNA helicase activity. The record is from RefSeq and is a predicted model, not a curated record. Gene Ontology annotation, cellular component: nucleus. NCBI's taxonomy places the organism in Eukaryota, Metazoa, Chordata, Actinopteri, Perciformes, Percidae. The transcript is spliced from 12 exons.